Molecule: messenger RNA, 510 nt
Organism: Stereum hirsutum FP-91666 SS1
Lineage: Eukaryota; Fungi; Basidiomycota; Agaricomycetes; Russulales; Stereaceae
Exons: 3
Biological process (GO): regulation of transcription by RNA polymerase II
Cellular component (GO): histone deacetylase complex; chromatin
Molecular function (GO): transcription coregulator activity; chromatin DNA binding; histone H3K9 demethylase activity
Source: RefSeq, a predicted model, not a curated record
UUUUAUCACUACUGGUGUCGAGGGAUCCCGGUUCUCGUUGACAAUUCGAUGGACAAAGUCACUUUUCCUCGCCAGUUCGAUCCCAAAGAAUACCUCGUCCGUAAACAUGGCAAGGAUCGUGUCUGUAUAGUGGACUGCGAGAGCCAGUCCUCGACGAAGUCGACCUUGGGAUCAUUCUUGUCAGAUUUCGGUGCAGUGCGGACUCCGCACCAGCCAAUAAUGAAGGUCAAGGUAGUACAAGAUGUUUUUAUUUGGCGUGGACAGGACUGGCCACCAUCGCAGAACCUCUCAGAUGCGUCUCCAGAACUCCAUGCAGAGAUCGAAAAGACGAUAGCCGUUCCAGAUCUCGCUCGAGCCGAUGGUCUAUACAACACUCUAGGCAUGUUUCCCAAAACAGCGUGUGCGCCUGAUCCUGGACCGAAGAUGUAUAUGGCACACGCGAGCAUGCGGCAUGGUAUUCAUAUAGGGUCCACUCGGCUUCACAAGGAUAUCACUGCUGCGUAUAAUCUA